AUAUUAAAGUUCAAGCAACAAAACACGGAUGUUCAAAAAAGGUAAAAUAUUUUAUUUUUAAUACAUAUUUAAUUCCGAUCAUGAAACUUACAAACCUAGUCAAUUGUUCGAAAUAAACGAAGCAAUAUCUACUUAAAUUAUCUAUUCCACAUAUUUGUUCGGUAAAAAAUAAUGUUAAAAAAUAAAGAUUAACCCUUUAUGUAUUUUCUAUAAAUUUUAUUUCUUGUUCAUCAAUUCUUUCGAAAAAAAAGCAAUUGAUCAAUCAAUUUAUCUCUACAAUAUUAUUUUCCAUUUAUAUAAAAAAAAACCAAAUAAAUAAUUAAAAACAGACAUUAUUAUGAAGUGAUUGUUUUUAAUAAUUAAACAGUAUAUCCGAAUUCGAUGAACAUUCUUGAACAUAGCUUUUGUAUCGUCUAUAUAGAAAGGGGUCGUGACGCGUCGUGAGGAUUCGUUGCUAUUCGCAAGCCAUCGCGUGUGUGCGUUGCGCGGAGCAUACAUAGGGCCUAUAUAUCGUGCAGGAAUCGAGAGCGUCGAAACACGAAGCGAGAUCAGACUGACUUUACGAAAAUCGAUCGGCGCUCAUCGUCGUCGGGUUAGCGACGCCUGCAAAGCGUGUCCAUUGCAACGACGCGGUUACGAGAAAGCACCGCUGACCGGCUCUCUCUCUUAUCGCUCUCUGUCUUGCUCUCUCUUUUCCUGCCAGAGAACAACCCUCCAAAUGUCGAGAAAGCUUUCGCGUUCUCUGAAACGGACAAUCAAUCAGUUCGCGAAACAGUGCAAAAGAACAGUGUUCGCGUAAACGAAUUCGCGUGAAAAUUCUUCUAUCUCAUCCCUUUAUAAUUGGUCAAAAUCGGGUAACGGAUGUUGUCCAAAAUCCAAAAAGACAUAAACGGAGAAACGAAGAAGAAGAGAAAUGAGUUCCUUCAUGGUACGAUGAAAAGCUUCCAUAGUAAAAGCUCGUCAAAUUUGUAAGGUAUAUUAUUCAUCCUUGAAAAUGAUGAUUUUUGUCCAACGAGGGUGUAAGGAAAAUAUAAAAUUAUCCUUUUAAUCGUUAUCAUUAUUGACAAAGCGUCUGUGGGUUAAUAAGAGCCGGCACUUUUAACACUCGUGAAACGACAAUAAUUUUGAACACGUUUGUACACGACCUACUAAACUACAAUCCAUCGAGACACAUCAAACUUGAUUCCAAUUACAUUUUCCAACCUCCCAAAUCAAUGCAAGCAAAUUAAUCCAAAUACGAAAGCUUCCUUAUUAUUCAACUGGACUCGACAAAGAUGAAGAUGAAUACGAUGAUGUCAACCAGAAUAACGUAAAAAAAAAAAACCUUCAAAUAUCUGUAUCGUAUUUUUAACACGAAAGUUUUCAUUUACAAACGAUCCGUUCUCGAUGUACGCUUUAAACAGAGAACGAACAAAGGAAAUUCGACCGAAAGGUUCCUACAGCAGUAGAAUUAAUCGGUGAACGAGUCCUGCGCCCUGUCCCUUUAUCAUUACUCCAGAGAAAGAGAAAGAGAGAAGAACGAAGAAAGUUGAGGCAUCGUACAUUUGUCGAGGACAUAGCACACGAAACGGAGGAGGUGGGAGGAGGCCGUCUACCUCUCGACGUGGAAUGAUAAUAAAGGAGAACCACGGGACAGACCGGCACAGGGCGACAUUAUGCAAAGAGCGGAUGUGAAUAUACCGAAUUUACCCCUUAGAUCAUUCCCCCUUGGAAUGGCGAUAGGGGUCCUGGCCGAUAUCGCGAUCAAACUCAUCAUCAGUGGCUAUGUACUCGCCGUGGUCGUGUAUGUGAAUGCCACAGGAAACUGGGAUAAGGACGAUGAUUUAGUCGCAACUUUUGAAGUCAGUGCCGUUCUUGGACGUACCGCUAGAUUGCCUUGUGACAUUGAACCGUCCACGCGUGAAGAUCGCGUAUACAUGGUGCUUUGGUUUCGCGACGAUGCUGUAAAACCAAUCUACAGUUUUGACGUCCGAGGAAGAUCAUUUAACAAAGCUCUGAAUUGGUCGGAUAGCACUGUGGUUGGACCGAGAGCUUACUUCGUCACCAUGACAAAACCAGCCACUCUUUCUCUAGAAGCUGUUCAACUGGACGAUGAAGGAAUCUAUCGAUGUAGAGUAGAUUUUAAAAAUUCGCCCACAAAAAAUUUUCAAGUGAAUCUCACAGUAAUAGUUCCACCCUAUCAACUUUUAAUUUACGACACUUCUGGUGUAGUGAUAGGGGAUACCGCAGGACCAUUUCAAGUAGGUGUCGAGUUUGGUUUAUCUUGCGAAGUAAGGGGAGGCAAACCAACACCGGUAGUCAGUUGGUUGGUUAACGAGAAAGAAGUGGAUAGUAAAUUAGAAGAAAUUGGAAAGAAUUUAGUUGUCAGUAAAUUAACAGUACCUCAAUUAAGAAGAGAACAUCGUAAUACCACGUAUAAAUGUCGAGCCUGGAGCACAAAUCUUAUACCUCCAUUAGAGAAAAGCAUUCUUUUAGACGUUUAUCUGAAACCACUAUCAGUGAAAAUUUUAACGAAACCAACGAUUCUAGAGACGGAAAAAGAUUACUCCAUCACAUGUGAGACUACGGGGUCGCAUCCUCAAGCACGUAUUACUUGGAUGGAAGGAAACGCCAUUUAUCACAAUGGCAAAGUACUCAUUGGAGGUAAUACUUCGGUGGUCAUAAGUACGCUCAUAUUUUCACCGAUCCCGGAUGACCAUGGAAAGAUUCUCAAAUGCCGAGGAGAAAAUCCAAAACUGCCAGAUGCAUAUCUAGAAGAUUUUUUUCAAUUAAAUGUAGUUUUUCCACCUAAAGUACAAUUACAUUUGGGCAGUACUUUAAAUGCAGAAAAAAUAAAAGAAGGUGAUGAUGUUUAUUUUGAAUGCAAAGUUCGGGCUAAUCCAGAACACCAUAAAAUUACGUGGAGACACAACGAUAUGAUAUUAACACAAAACCAAUCGGCUGGAAUAAUUAUGAGUACCCAGAGUCUUGUGCUGCAAAAAAUAGGUCGUGAUAAUGCCGGAAAUUAUACAUGUCUUGCAAGUAAUGAUCGAGGUGAAACUACAAGUCCAAUAGUAACUUUAAGAGUACAAUUUGCACCUGUAUGCAAAGCAAAAGAAGUAUCCGUUAUUGGAGCAUCAUUAGAAGAAUCAGUAAAGGUUCGUUGCGAAGUGGAAGCUGAUCCUAACAAAGUAGAAUUUGUUUGGGAGUUCAACAAUAGCGGUGAAAAUUUCGAAGUCGCACCAGCAAAAUUUGAUGAUAAUAAUGGAACAACUAGUGAACUUAUUUAUACUCCAGUUUCUGAAAGAGAUUAUGGAGCUUUAACGUGUUGGGGAAGAAACGCGAUAGGAAAGCAAGAAGCACCUUGUAUCUAUCAAAUCAUUCCAGCAGUGAAACCAAAUCCUUUGAAUAACUGUACAAUAAAAGCAUCCCUAAAUCAAAGUUCUGAAAUCUUGGAAGUAGAAUGUGUACCAGGAUAUGACGGUGGAUUAAGACAAGAAUUUCGAUUAGAAGCAUACGAAGUUCUUACUGGUAAUUUAAGAGUAAAUGCAUCAAGUGUAUCCGCAGAUGUACCGAUAUUUAGAAUCGCCGUAGCAGAUCUUCUUCCAGCGACCCAUUUUUACCUUGUUACUUAUGCCGUAAAUGCAAAAGGAAGAAGUGAAGUGAGUCUAUUAGAAGAUAUUAUGUUGAGAGACUCUGAAAAGCAUACAGAUAGCGGAGUGAGUAUGGUUCCUCUUAUUUUGCUUCUUAUUGGUUGUCUGAUGGCAUUUGGUGUCACUGUAUUGUCGGUGAUGUUGAUGAUGUAUCGACGCAGAGGUACUACUUCUCCGGUUCACAUUGAGCCCUAUAUGAAACAACCAAUAAUUACACCUCCAGAUUCGAGAAAUAAUUCCAUGCUUGAUGUCACACACGGAGAUCAUACUUAUUUCGUUGAAUAUACAUUAAAACAAGUUACUGAUUAUGCGCUCAAUAAUCAGCCAGAUAUCAUACAAUCGCCGCAAGAUCAAGAAAAAAUAAAACGUGAAUCACAAUUAUUUUUACCUGUACGACCAGAUACAUUAUUUGCACCAUACGAUAUUCAUAAACAAGGACUUCAAAGUAAUAGAUGCAGCUCAAAUCCAUUCUUCACAAAGUCUUGGGAACCUAUUAGUUUUAAAGCAGAUCGUAAUUUAAUGAAAGAGAUCAUUAUUGCCAACUCUAUACCUGGUCCAGAAAGUUGUGUAUAAAAAAUAUCUUUAAAAAACGAACGAGCCGAACAUAUCAAGAGGACCGAUAUUACAAAGCCUAAAAAACAAUCGUACUGAAUAAUUAUAUUGACAUUGAAAACGAAUGUCAAAUGAAUUGCAACUGGUCUUCUUGUCGAGUUGGUGUAAAUUGCACGAUGGAUUGGCACAGUACGAAUAUUACGACGUACAUAUUACACUGCUUACAAAUCAAAUCAUUGAAAAAUCUAUGGAACUGACAAAAUUUAGGAAACGUCAAGACUAGUUGCAUAUUAACUAAAUGCUACACAUGGUGUAUUAUUCCAAGUUUAAUAUAUUUUGUGUCAAGUCUUA
Molecule: messenger RNA, 4535 nt
Organism: Apis cerana (Asiatic honeybee)
Lineage: Eukaryota; Metazoa; Arthropoda; Insecta; Hymenoptera; Apidae
Gene: side-III
Product: sidestep III
Source: RefSeq, a predicted model, not a curated record